Molecule: messenger RNA, 4611 nt
Organism: Leishmania braziliensis MHOM/BR/75/M2904
Lineage: Eukaryota; Euglenozoa; Kinetoplastea; Trypanosomatida; Trypanosomatidae
Product: cleavage and polyadenylation specificity factor-like protein
Exons: 1
Coding region: 1-4611 (1536 amino acids)
Cellular component (GO): nucleus
Molecular function (GO): protein binding; nucleic acid binding
Source: RefSeq, a predicted model, not a curated record
AUGCUUCACACCGCCGUGGCGCCGUCGUUGCCGGCCUCAGUGGUGACACAUACCGUCUCUGGCUAUUUUCUUCCAGACUCGUUGGCGGCGCAGAAGGAGAAGGAGGUGGUAGUCAUUCGGCAGAAUCACCUCACACUGUAUCGUGUGAAGGAGACGCCUCACUCGUACGUCGCUGCAGGGCUCUCUUCAGUGGAGCAGCUUGGGCAGGUGGCGGAGGUCUCACUACACGCACCGCCGCUGGCAGCCGCAACAUGCCGCCCGUUUCGGGCCGCCUCCGACAUCGUAGUCCUUCUCUUUGAUGACUUUCAUGUUUCCUUCCUGCAGUACAGCCCGGUUACACUGCAGUUCAACACGGUGGCCCUUGUCCAGUUGGAUGACCGCCAGCUGAGCCUCGACCGAUGCCCGCUCAGCGCGAUGCUGCGGGUGGACGAGACGGGCACCUACGUUGCCGUGCUGGCCAAGCGGAGCGACCUCUUCUUCUUCCCUGUGAUGGAAAUGAUGGACCAGCAGGCAAUGGCACAGGCACAGGCACAGGCGGCGAAUGCCGCCGCACAUACAGAGCCCAAGCCCGCUGCCUUCGCGGGGAGCGAGGAGACGGCUGUGACAACACCCCCUGGUACGACGGCGGCCGCCGCUCAAAAGCCCACCGUGGCGCUCAAUGCGUGGGGAGAUGAGGACGAUGAAGACAACGACAAAGCACCGCACCCGCGCACGCCUCUGGAGGCGCCGAAUAAAGAGCAGUCAGCUCCUUCGAAACCGAUGACAAGUGAUGAGAGCAACGUGGCGCCUGGAACAGCAUCGUCGGAGAAAGUACGACAGGCUGGGGGCACCUCGCUGCUGCUGCGCAUCGGCAGCGUGACGCACUGGUGCCUGCAAGAGGUAAAGGGUGCGCUGCGCAACAUCCGCGAUGUUCAGUUCGUCGCGUCAGCCGGUGAGCCUCUGCUGGCGUUUCUGUUUGAGAAGCAGCCGACGUGGGCGGGCCGAGUGAAGCUGCUGGAGUGGCGCAGCAAGACAGUUGAGUCGCACAUGCUAACAUGCUCUAUCGAGUGGAUGAAAGUAACACUGGCGAACACCGCGGCGCCGCAUAUGCUCUCUCUCAGCGAGGUGGAUGGGCUGCCGUACGAUGCGACGAGCAUGACCCCGCUUCCAGCUUUCCAGGAUGUGCCGUCUGCCGUGUUGUGCGUGAGUCGCAACAUGAUGGUGCACGUGAGCACAAAAAGCGGCUACGGCGUGUACGUGAACGCUAUGGGUGAAGAGCAGGCGCGCAGUUUGAAAUCCUCAGCCGUGAGUUGUGAGGCGCUGCAGUGGCGUAACGCCUCACAGGCAACGUCUACGGACCUCGUGAAGGUGAACCUCAACUUCGCGAACGCCACGUCCGUGCUUCUCUCGCAGCCGACGACGCCGGGGAAAGCGCUGGCGGUAUCGACUGCUGCUGCAUCUGCAUCUGUAGGCAAUCACAGUCAGCACCUGCUUGUUAUAACAGAGGAGGAGGGGACUGUCGUGGAGGUGCACCUACAGAGCCACGGCUACUCCGUUGGGAGCAUCAGUGCAGAAAUCGUCAUGACUGGCUGCUUCUGCUCCUCGUACGCUGCCAUCGACGCCACACGGUACUUUCUCGGUGCCUUGAACGGCGACUCUCGUUUGAUUGCCCACACCCCACGCGACCCGUGUAAGGUGCUCCAGAAAUUUGUCGGUCUCGGGCCCGUGCGGGACGUCGACAUUGUGGAUACCACCAGCACCGCCGCCCCCCUGGGGGGAGAGGAUGAUCUACACGAUUCGUCUGUCGAGACCUCCCCGUACGCAGACCUGUUUCGCACCGUGGAGCUCGAGGCAGAGCCGACCAUGACACCGUCGCAGCGAAAGGCGGUAAUGGAUAUUGCUCUGUGUUCCGGUAGUGGCUCGGCAGGAAGUCUCUCAAUCUUGCGACGAUCGAUCCGCAGCCGCGUGGUGCGGCAGGAAGAGCUGAACGCCAUCUCCGUUUUCUUUUUGGAACCCGCCAACCCCGAUGCCCGCAAGCGACAGCGAGACGUCGUGGACGAAGGCGAGAGAGGGGAUGCACCUUCAGCGUCGCUGGUCGGUGCUGGCGCUGUGCUGCACUCGCACCUCCUCAUCAGCGGCACGAACUUUUCCAUUCUCUUUGCGGUGCGCAGCGACUCGGUACAGCAGGUGCGUGGGGCUGCUCUCAGCGUGGCUGCUCGCACCGUUUACGCUGUGCAUGUCGACUGGAUGCCAGGCCUGCUGCAAGUGACGGAGACGGAACUGCGACUUCUCUCUGGCGAUGGCAAGCGUCGACUGGCCAGUACGGAAUUCCGGACGCUGCCGGCAAUUCAGCAAGCCAGCAGCCAGGGUGCCGCGGCAAACCUGGCUGUCUCUGCCUUGUUGGUCGCUGAAAUGCGCUGCGUCCUUGUCCGCUUCACAGAUGGGCAACUGCUGUCCUUUGGCCUGGAGGAUGCCAAGGCGAUGUCAACGGCGGCUCUUCUCCUCGAGAAGGUAACGGCCGUCGCAUGGUGGAAAUCGGCAGCGCAAGACCCGCGGCAACGCCAGCACACGCUGGUGGUAGUGCAGAGCAUGGACCUCAUUUUUUACACGCUGCAGUCACCGCAAGCAGUGCAGCGGGCGUCGAGCUUCCCCAAUUUUGCUCUCAUUCCACCUUUUGCGACGGAAGGGGUUGAGACGCCAGUGGUGAAGCUGCGCGAGCGGCUGAAUGCAGAGCCGCUGCCGACUGUCACGCACCUCUCCGUUUUCGAUCAGCACGAGAAUGCCGCUGUGUCAGCUGCGCCGACGGAGGCGACUCUCGUGAUGAUUCUGUCAACCGGGGAGUUAGUGACGUACCGGGUUGUCCCUGCUGAUGCCAGCGCACCCAGGAGAUGCGUGAAGCUGGUUUAUCACAUCCUUGAUGUGGCCCCGGAGGUAGAUGUGGUGGAGUCUAUCGAGGUUCGCAAGAAGCGUUUACAGGAAGAGCGAGCACACUUGGCGAGUGUCACGCAACAGAUGCGCCGGUGUAGCGAGCGUCUGGUGCCAUUUUGUGCCCUCCAGGGCCGGCACAAGGGCAUCUACGUUUGCGGUCAGACGCCGGUGUUUCUCGUCUAUCAUUAUGCCACGAAUCAGCUUGUCUGUACCCGGCAUCACGCGACAAGCGCAGUGCGCGGCUUCGCGCCGUUCCACUCGCGGCAUGUGCACGGCGGUUUUGUCUACUGCGGCGAGGGUUUUGUGCAUUUCGCCACCAUGCAGCCCUUCGGCGAGCUGCUUGGCAGCAGCGGGUGGUGGCUGGAGCGGGUGCGCUUGGGGUGCACUCCCCACCAGGUCAUCUACUCCCCUGCAGCGCAUGGGUGCUUUGUCGUGGUGUCUCGACCGCAACCGUUUUCCCCGAAGAGGGCCCCUUUCGAUGUGCAGCUGCGGAUGGUCGAGGACGAGGAGGGCAAUCGUGUGCCGCAUGUGGUAGAACCAGUGUCGCUGCCGCCCCUGUCCGCCACUUCCGGCUCACCUGUACCAACGAACGGGCGCUAUGAGGUGCAGCUCUUUUCCACGUUGGACUGGCAGCGCGUGGAUUGCCUUGCACUGGAUGUGAAUGAAAAAGUGCUCUCCGCGACACUGAUGCAGGUGUCUCGUGACACCACCAUGGACGUGGCAUACCGGUCCGCCACGGCGCCGGUGUGCGCACUAGCAACGGCGUACCCGCUUGGCGAAGAUGUCACCACCCGCGGGCGCGUCCUGCUGCUGGCGACGUCACAGCAGGGUGGUCAAGGGAUGCAGAAGCUGCGCAUCUUGCACGAGGAGCCAAUGAAGGGACCCGUCACUGCCAUCACAAGGAUAGACGAGGAUUGCAUCGCGGUUGCCGUGGGCGGCACCGUACGCGUCUAUCGCUACGAUGCGAGCAAGGGCGUCAUGGAGACCACAGCAAUCUUGUACGCCGGGGCUUACGUAACGUGUUUGCAAGCACUUCGUGAUUACCUCGUCAUCGGGGACUUGUUUCACUCCGUCCUCUUCGCCCGCUACAGCGAAGAAAUUCACACCAUCACGAUCCUUGGACGGGACACGAAUGCCAUUUCGGUCGUUUCGAGUGACAUGCUGUAUCACGACACGCGCUUCGGCCUCCUUGUUGCCGACGACGCACGCAAUCUCAUGUGUAUGAGCUACAAGCCCCGCCUUCUGGAGGAGCCUGGCAAGCCGCCCAAGGUACUAGAGUCGCUGCUGAGCGUCACGGGCGAGUACCGACUGGCGGGCGGCGUGCUACUGAAGAUGAUGCGCCUGCGUGCCUCCGCGGCGCGGUCCAGCAGCGUCGCCAUCUACGUUACUAACAUGGGUGAGAUUGGCUACCUGGUACCGCUUGGGGACCAGACGAGUCGAACUGGGCAGUGGGUAGUGCGUCGCUUGCAGAGCGAGGUGGCCCACGCUGGAGGCCUGCCGCCGCGCAUGUUUCUCGGCUUUCCACAGGACGACCCGCUGCGCUCCCUCAAGGGCGACGAGUGGAUGCUGCACUUCCCCCUGCUGGAGCAGCUGUAUCGCCAAGACCUGCGCACGCGCAAACUAAUUGCCUCUGCGGCCCAAACGCAGCUCGAGCGUGUCAUGAAUGUGGGUGCCACCGUCUCGGCGGAGCUUGGGCACAUUUGA